CAAAAAAAAAAAAAAUCUUGGAAACCAUAAGGCGGCUACGGGCUGUUCUAAUAUGCGUAUAUAUAUAUAGUCUCAUAAGAAAAGUAUGAUAAAAUUCAAAACCCCGUAACCCGCGAGUCGUCAUUUCUUCUUCUUCAAGCUUUUUUAUCAUCGCAGAUAUGGUGGCACCAUUCAUGGCAGGCAUCGCAGUAGCUGCUGCUGCUUAUGCUGGUAAAUACAGCAUCCAGGCUUUUCAAGCAUUCAAGGCAAGACCACCCAAAGCUAGUUUACGCAGAUUUUAUGAUGGUGGCUUUCAUCCUGUCAUGACAAGAAGAGAAGCAUCUCUAAUACUUGGAAUCAGGGAAAGUACUCCUGUGGAUAAGGUUAAGGAAGCACAUCGGAGAGUGAUGGUUGCAAACCAUCCAGAUGCAGGUGGUAGCCAUUACCUUGCUUCUAAAAUAAAUGAGGCAAAAGAUCUUUUGCUUGGAAAAUCAAAGGUCGGUGGGUCUGCAUUCUGAUGCUAUCAGUUUGUUGAAUAGCUGGAUCAUGCAAUUGGUUAGCAGUCUAAUUGGAGCAGCUGCAUUAUUGUAAGCUCACGCUGAUUCAUGAAAGUUACUGUUAUUUCUAAUUAGAAAAUUUUAGGGUCUUUAUUCGGUAUAUUCUUUUAGGAUCUAACACAAAAUGAAUGAUAACUCAACUCUACAAGUUAUAUUUUUUACUAUCUUUUUAUAUGACUGUUGAGUUAGUAUUAUCUGGAAUAUUCAGUUGAAGAAUCAAGAUAACCUUUUGCCUUA
Manihot esculenta (cassava) is the source of this 773-nucleotide messenger RNA. Its product is annotated as mitochondrial import inner membrane translocase subunit TIM14-1. The coding region runs from base 159 to 497 and encodes 112 amino acids. Lineage: Eukaryota; Viridiplantae; Streptophyta; Magnoliopsida; Malpighiales; Euphorbiaceae. The transcript is spliced from 3 exons. Gene Ontology annotation, cellular component: PAM complex, Tim23 associated import motor. Gene Ontology annotation, molecular function: ATPase activator activity. Gene Ontology annotation, biological process: protein import into mitochondrial matrix. The record is from RefSeq and is a predicted model, not a curated record.